Molecule: messenger RNA, 3093 nt
Organism: Symbiodinium sp. CCMP2592
Lineage: Eukaryota; Dinophyceae; Suessiales; Symbiodiniaceae
Source: the annotation of a GenBank genome assembly
AUGGCCGACUUCAACGACACCCUCGGCCUCGACUUGUUCUUCUGCCACGACACCGACGACGUGAAGCACGCCUUCCUGUCUGUCGUUGACUACGGCACGACCUACCACGUUGCCAUCAAGGUCGACGGGCAAUCCGCCGAGGAUAUCGAGGCGAAGUUCAACGACAUGUGGCUGAUCCCACUCGGCCCUCCGAAGGCCGUGGUGAUCGACCUCGAAGGAGGACUACAAGGAGCCCUUGGCAGACUUUGCGAUUGGCACGGGAUCGGUGUCCGGAGUGUUGCAGCCCAAAGUCACUGGCAAGCUGGUGUUGUCGAAAGACAGCAAGCCUGGUGGAAGCACGUAUGGGACAAGGUAAGCUACCAGCUCAGCAUCACUGAGGAUGAGGUCGAGCUCGUCGUCCCCGUGAUCAAUGCCGCCAAGAACGACCUGAGAAGGCGAUGUGGAUACAGCCCUUCCCAGUGGGUCUUCGGCAAGGCCCCACGAGUUCCAGAGGACCUACAGGAUCCAGACGGCGGAGCUCAUGUUCUCUGGGAUGUCAGCGAGGACGCCAAGUACCAGAGGCAGUCGGCAAUGAGGGCAGCAGGGCGAGUGGCGUUUCACGCAAGCCAGACCGAUGGCCGGCUACGCAAGGCUCUGCUGCAGAGAACACGGGUGGCCUCUCGACCCCUCGACGUUGGAGAAAGUGUGCACUUCUGGCACAAGCCUAAGAACCGGAGAAGAGGAUGCUGGGCCGGACCGGCAGUUAUCGUCGGCAAGGAGGGUGGCAACUACUGGUUGUCAAAGGGAGGAAGAUGCAGACUCACUUCCGCCGAGCAUAUCCGCCCCACCACUGCCGAGGAGGUUGGGGCACUGCUCGCUAUGAAAGGGACGCAACGUGAAGUUGAGCGCCUACUUGAUCAAGACCCCGACGCCGACGAGGUCUACGAGGGCGAGGACGACAUGGACUACCUCGACGCGGUUCUUGAAGGCGAGAUGAGCUGGGACGAAGAUGAUGCUCCGGAACUUGCCGCCCCGGAGCCUGGUGACGACGACGAAGACAUCGUCUUGGAGCCGCUGCCGAACGCUGAGCACCGGCACCUACCUGGACCUAAAAAGACCGCGGCCGCCGACCUGAACCCGGACCGGCAUGAGGCGAUGAUGUUGAAGACACAGCUCACGACGAGGGGCCUCGAGAAGCGGAAGGAGAAAGAGCUCAAAUGGUCUGAGAUUCCCCCGGAGGUCCACGACAAGUUCCGCGAUGCAGAACGAGUUCAAUGGGAGGAGCACCUUUCCUUCGAUGCCCUUGAGCCCCUCAGCACCGAGGAGAGCGAGAGAGUCCGUCGAGAAGUUCCGGCGGACCGUAUCCUACGAUGUAGAUGGGCCUACAAAGACAAAAAUUGGUCUCGGCGACGUGAAGGCGAAGACCUACCAUGGAAGUGCAAGUCGAGAUUGGUGAUAGCCGGCCACACCGACCCCGACUUGGGCAACGAGGACAUGAAGCUGAGCACUGACGCGCCCACCUUGUCGAGGAGUGGACUUACGUGUCUGCUGCAGCGAACUGCAGACGGACUACAGGAAAGAGACCCCUGGACUUUGGCAGCCGGAGACAUUCGAUGUGCGUUUCUCACCGGCAGCUACCUGGACCGCGAGUUGUACAUGCACCAGCCGAAGACCGGAUUCCCCGGAAUGGUUCCAGGACAGCGGGUGAGGAUCAAAAAGAAUGUCUUCGGGCUUGCUACGAGUCCUCACACUUGGUGGCAGGACCUCCAGGCUGGGAUCUUCGACAUCGAGCCUGAGUUGCCCUACCUCGACGGGAAGGCCACAUACAAGUUCGACCAGUCCCCGAUGGACCCGUGCAUCUUCAUGCUCCGCCGUUGGGAAAACGACGGCUUCCACGGCGAACCUGUGGCAUACCUGGGAUGCCACGUCGACGACCUGCUUAUCGCCGCACCUCGGCGACUACAAGAACUGGUGCAGCAAGCGCUGGCGAAGAAGUUCGAGAUACAAACCUGGGAGGUCGACAAGUUCGAGUUCCUAGGCUCCCAGAUCUCCGUCGAGGACGAUAAGGUGACUAUGACACAGGAGAAGUACGCAGAGACCCGGCUCUUCACCCUCGAGAUACCUGUUGGGCUAGACGAAGGUGAGCCAGCACCCCCGGACUUGGUGAGCGACAACCGAAGUCUGAUUGGUGCCCUCUCAUGGAUGAGUGCACAGACUCGUCCGGACUUGAACUGUGCCGUCAGUAUGGCGCAGCAGUUGCAAAAGUCACCGACGUGCGGCGACCUCAAGUUCACCAACGGCAUCGCCGCCAAGGCCUACCAGUUCAGGACACGUGGAUUGGAGUUCCGAGCAAUACCCGCCGGCAGGCUCAUGAUCAUCGUCUACCACGACGCGGCGUGGGCCAACGUACCGGAGCCAGACCCCGAGGAGAGCUACUACGUCCUGACCGAAGCCGAGAACGAGAUCGGAGUGCAGAGAGAAGGCCCAUACUCGGCGGGAGCACAGCGGAAGGCGAAAAAGGGGAACUCGAGAGUGGCUUCGCAGUUGGGGAUCCUCGUGACCUUUGCGGACCGCAUGGCACUGUCUGGGCAAGCGGGAGUCUGCAACGUGGCAGACUGGAGGUCACGAGCUGGACAAAGAGUGUGCCGAAGCACGUUCGGCGCGGAGACACAGGCCUGCGCGGAAGGACUCGAGACUGGGCAGUACCUUAGGUCGAUGUAUGAGUCACUGAUCAGAGGGAAGAUGGUGACGGUCGAGGCCGCUCAGCUCCCCAUCCUCUGCUUGAGCGACUGCCGGUCUUUGUAUGACCACCUCAACAGGCAAGGGGUCCCGAGAGUGCCAAGCGACAAGCGCCUGGCAGUGGACCUGGCAGCCCUACGUCAAGGACUGAAAGCCGAAAAGUGGGGCGAGAAUCUCCCCAUAGCCUGGAUUCCCGGCACCCUUCAAAGAGGGGACAUUUUGACGAAGCCACAGAACCCAUCCGAUUGGUGGGAAGCAAUGGCAACUUCACUUUUAUUGCCUCUUUCAAUCGGGCAAGAAGGGCCGCUGCAAGGGCACGAGACACAGGUCGAUGGAUUGACCAUGUGCAUUUGCACCUCCCAUGGUAUGGCUUAA